UUAUUCUUCUUCGACGGCCAUAUGAUUUGGAGUAAGACAAAUCUAACACGUUGUAGAAGAACGUCUGUAUCAUCGUCAACAAGUAGAGGUUAUAAAAGUAGUUGGAAUGCGAGAGGAAGUUAUCGUGCUAUAGCAGCAAGCUUUCUGAUUCAGACUUCUUCUGUUCAGCUCAGUUAAGGAAGAAGGGUGACCUGAGCGAAAGGUAUUCGACCUUUUGCUCCUUAAAGGAAUUUGGUUCUGCUUCGCAUCUUAGAGUUGAAAUGAAGGUCAGUGUGACUACACGCAAUGGCAAGGAGCUCGUCAAGGGGGGUGUGGAGCUCGAUUCGUCAGCAAUGGUGAGCGAUCUGCAGCAGGCAAUUUACUCACGUACUACGAAGUUCUAUCCUGCUCGGCAACGGCUUACCCUCCCUUCAAAAUUUGGAGUUGAUGGAAAACCAGUUAUCCUCAAUCCGAAAAAGAAACUUAUAGAUUACACAGAUGGAAAUGAAAAUUUGAUAACUGUAGUGUUCAAGGAUUUGGGACCUCAGGUGUCCUACAGGACCCUCUUCUUCUGGGAAUACUUAGGCCCCCUACUCAUAUACCCAAUCUUCUACUUCUUCCCAGUCUACAAGUACCUUGGUUACGAGGAAUGGAAAGAAAAGCAUCUCGUUCAGACCUACGCCUUGUAUUACUGGUCCUUCCACUACUUCAAACGCAUCAUGGAGACUUUCUUUGUUCAUAGAUUCAGCCAUGCUACCUCACCAAUCUCCAAUGUCUACAGAAACUGUUCUUACUACUGGACUUUUGCUGCUUGCAUUGCUUACAAUGUGAACCACCCACUUUACUCUCCUGUUAGUGAACUGCAAUGGAAGAUUGGUUUUACUUUUGGCUUAAUUUGCCAAUUCUCAAACUUAUAUUGCCACAUUAUUCUGAAACAACUGAGAAGUUCUGAUGGUGUUGGAGGUUAUCAAAUACCUCAGGGAUUCUUGUUCAACAUUGCGACUUGUGCAAACUACACAACAGAGAUCUAUCAAUGGCUUGGUUUCAACAUUGCAACACAAACAUUAGCCGGUUAUUUGUUUCUUACUGUUGGUUCUUAUUUCAUGUAUAACUGGUCUAUCGCAAAGCACCGGAGACUGAACAAGUUGUUUGAUGGUAAAGAUGGAAGGCCAAAAUAUCCCAAACGAUGGGUGUUUCUUCCUCCAUUUUUCUGAAGAGUUCAAGUCCUUCAUGUUGGCUAAUAUAUUUGCUUUGUCAGUUCCAUCUGGAAUAAAUUCUGACUUUUGGGAUAUUGUAGAAGCUUAUAUGUUUUUUUUUUUUUUUUCCCUAUUAUGUACCUUUACGCUUGGACUUAAUGUAAGAUAUCUGAAUAAAAGUCUGUUUUUCCUUGUA
Messenger RNA from Dendrobium catenatum, 1371 nucleotides. Its product is annotated as very-long-chain enoyl-CoA reductase-like. Gene Ontology annotation, molecular function: oxidoreductase activity, acting on the CH-CH group of donors. The transcript is spliced from 4 exons. Lineage: Eukaryota; Viridiplantae; Streptophyta; Magnoliopsida; Asparagales; Orchidaceae. Gene Ontology annotation, biological process: very long-chain fatty acid biosynthetic process. The coding region runs from base 261 to 1193 and encodes 310 amino acids. The record is from RefSeq and is a predicted model, not a curated record.